AUGAAGAUGAGCGAGAAAAAGAGAAGAGUUAAAGUCAAUCCAGAAAGGUCUCAAAAGAAAUUAAAUUGGAUGCCAUCAUUUCGUACCUAUGAUGACUUCAACCAAACGACGCUUCAGUCAUUAGAUGGCUUUAUGAUUACACUGAGCACAGAUGGAGUGAUUAUUUAUGUGGAUGAAAACAUCUCUUCUCUUCUUGGACAUGUAUCAGCUGAGAUUGUGGACAAAAAAUUAUUAAGCUUUCUGCCUGAUGAAGAGAAAAAUGAAGUCUCACAAAAGAUUAUUCUCAAAUAUCCUUUGUUAAACUCAGAAACACAUAUUGAAUUUUGCUGUCAUUUAAAAAGAGGAAAUGUUGAACAUGGUGAUGGUCCUGCUUAUGAAUAUGCAAAAUUCAUUUUGAAUGUAAAAGAUGUUUCUAACGAGUCUACUGUGUUCUUUAGUAGUUUCUGUUCCAGCCACCGCUAUGCUGACUUGUCUGCUGCACAUAUUUCUUGGGAGGAUCAGUUUUAUCUUAUGGGAACUGUUUGUAUUCUCAGGACUCAGCUCCUGCAGAGACUUUACACUCCAAGGGAAGUCAGUGACAAAUUUGUACUUACACAAGAUUCAGAUGAGGAACCUUUUGUGGGAGAUCUCAGUAGAUCUCAAGGCCAAAGAGGACAUACUAGCACAGAAGUUGUUUGUGCUGAACCUGCUGCUGCUGCUGCUGCUGCUACCUUAGACGACCAAAUUGAGAUUACACAGGUUAAGCACCGUGGACCACAAGACAUUCGUGUAACUGCUGUAGAUUCUGAUUCAACUUGUUGCUCCAGCACAGUUUCCCUGGAUAAUAUUCCUGAAUCUGCAGUAUUAUCCUUGCAAGGUUUUCAAUUUGAGCCUGAGGUGAAUCCGUUGUACAAGGCAGAGCCAGUGGACCUGGAGUUCUCGGUGGACCAGGAGGACUCAGUGGACAAGGAGGGCCCAAAGGGCCAGCAGGACCCAGAGAACCUAGUGGAUCUGUUGGACCAGACAGGCCUGAUGGAUUCCAUGGACACAGAGGACUCAGUGGACCUGGAGACUGCUGGCACCAGUGCUCAGCCAUCGCAGCUGUUAUCACCAGUUGUAUACAGCAUCAUUAGCCAGGAACUGGACCUGAUAAAGAAGUUGAAGGAGCAACUUGAAAAGAGGACUCAGAUGCUGCAUGAUGCCAUCCAAAACCAGCAGGAUGCACUGGAAGUGAUGUUGAAUCACUUACAGAAGCAGCCAAACACAUCACACCACAUUGUCAGUCUUGAUCAUCAACCUUUGGAGGCAGUGCCCAUGAAACAGCAGAAACAACACACUGGGCAAGUGAAGCGGUCUCUCCCACAUCCCAAGGAGAUCAAGCGACUCUGUGAUUUAUCUUUAUACAACUCUCUCAAAAACACUAGGAAGCUUCAGGAACCUUGUGCUGCCUUUACCCAGCAGCAACUGGCACAGCAAGAACAACGUCUGAAGGAGCAGCAGCGGCAGCUACGAAAGCGGCUGCAGCAGCUGAGGGAGCAAAGGAAAGUGCAGAAGCAAAAGAAGAUGCAGGAGAAGAAGAAGCUACAGGAGCACAAGAUGCAGGAGAAGAAGAAGCUGCAGGAGCAGAGGCAGCAGAGAAAGAAUAAGCUGCAGGAACAGAAGAAGUGGCAGAUGCUGCAGAAAGGGACAAAGAAGGGCCAGCAGAAGCAGCAGCUGCAAGAGCAGCCACUGAAGCGUAAUGUCAUCGUGGGGAAUCAUACGCUGCAGAUAUGCCUGCAAAACCCAAGUGGUGUAACUGAGCCCCUCUGCAAUAACCCUGUUAGAUUUUUGCAGACCCAACCCAUUGUUGUUCCUAUCCAGAUAGUAGCUGAACAACAGCUCUCUGGCUGUCAAGAUGGAAACUCUGGGCAACAAGAAGAUGAGAGUCAAAGUUUUCAUCCUGAGGAGAAUCAGGAGCCCACUAUGAGCCACCUGCCAUUGGUAGAUACCCCAAACUCUGAGGCAAUUUCUUCUUCCAGCAUUACUCCCAUAAGUUCAGACUCAACCAUAAGCACCGUGGAGAUCCCACAGGAUUACGUCCAUAUUUGGGAACAGCUGUCUGAUCCAUGCGAUCAAGUUGUUAUCCAACUGAAUACUUGGACUUGCGAUGAGCAGGGCACCAUGCACAGCCAACCCAUCUACCGUCAGGUGCAAGUUUCUGACAUAGGAGACGAGGAACCUCCUAGUCAACAGGCUUUCCAAGGCCCUGCUGCAUACCAGCCAGACCAGAUGAGAUACUUGACACCUGAGGAGCAGCCUGGCUCAAACAAGUAGCGCUAGCAGUACUUUCAUGACCAACGAUGAGGGGAAAUGGGGGUGGGGCCAAGCCAAUGAGGUCUGCAUGACCAGGGGACCUUCAAGGUGCAUAAAAUCCCUUGGAGUAGGGGUUGGGGUUAGAGAAAUAAUUGUUUCCUGAUAGAUUAUGUUUGUAAUUGUUUAUUAAGCACAGCCUGUUUCCUGGAAGUUAUGCUGCAGAGGCAGCCUGUGAUCCGUAGUAUGCUAGGGUGUGCCAGCAGGCAGCCACAGCUGGCUCUGGUGUCCCAUCUGCCCUGUGUCCUGCUUUGCAUAUCCAUAUUCCACCACAGGAAGGUAGUGUGCUGAGAGUUUGCUCAAAUUUUUCAACACAAAGAAAAAAGAAAAAAAAAUGCCAGAGUCCUUUUUAAUCCAGUAAAUCUAGAGGCUGUUUUGUCUUAGCCACAAGAAUUCUGAAGUCUUGACCCUGAUGAUCAAGCCCUGCCUUCCCUCCAUAGUCUUGCUGGAGAAGCCCAGACAGAAUGGGACUCCAACUAAGGGAACCUGAAAUCAGCUCAAUGGAAGCACUUAAGAGCUUAAAUAAUUAUGGCUUCCUUGCUUAAUAAACGUUUACAUUCACUGGA
Messenger RNA from Sapajus apella (tufted capuchin), 2894 nucleotides. It is a transcript of the gene PASD1, whose product is annotated as PAS domain containing repressor 1. Gene Ontology annotation, cellular component: CLOCK-BMAL transcription complex. The record is from RefSeq and is a predicted model, not a curated record. NCBI's taxonomy places the organism in Eukaryota, Metazoa, Chordata, Mammalia, Primates, Cebidae. Bases 1 to 2292 code for a protein of 763 amino acids. Gene Ontology annotation, molecular function: DNA-binding transcription factor activity, RNA polymerase II-specific. Gene Ontology annotation, biological process: negative regulation of circadian rhythm; circadian regulation of gene expression; regulation of transcription by RNA polymerase II. The transcript has 15 exons.